Chrysochloris asiatica (Cape golden mole) is the source of this 426-nucleotide messenger RNA. It is a transcript of the gene NDUFA11, whose product is annotated as NADH dehydrogenase (ubiquinone) 1 alpha subcomplex, 11, 14.7kDa. Gene Ontology annotation, biological process: mitochondrial respiratory chain complex I assembly. Bases 1 to 426 code for a protein of 141 amino acids. The record is from RefSeq and is a predicted model, not a curated record. Lineage: Eukaryota; Metazoa; Chordata; Mammalia; Afrosoricida; Chrysochloridae. The transcript has 4 exons.
AUGGCGCGGUUGCUGCUCCAGCAGUACCAGGACAUCCCUGAUGGUACCGAGUGCCACCGCAAAGCCUAUGCCAGCACCAGUAUCGGCGGCGCCACCGGUCUUGCUGCCUCUGCUUACAGCCUCUCACUCAAUCCCCCGGAUUCCUUCUUCCAAGGGCUGGCCAGGGCAGGACGAUACACGUUUACCGCAGCCGCCAUCGGCGCCGUGUUUGGCCUUGCCUCCUGCGUCAGCGCCCAGGUCCGGGAGAAGCCUGACGACCCCCUGAACUACUUCAUCGGAGGCUGUGCUGGGGGCCUAACCCUGGGGGCGCGCAUGCACAGCUAUGGUGUCGGCGCCGCAUCCUGCGUGUACAUGGGCACAGUUGCUGCCCUGGUCAAGAUGGGCCAGCUGGAGGGCUGGAAAGUGUUUGUGGAGCCCAAGGUGUGA